Molecule: messenger RNA, 474 nt
Organism: Vicia villosa (hairy vetch)
Lineage: Eukaryota; Viridiplantae; Streptophyta; Magnoliopsida; Fabales; Fabaceae
Exons: 1
Coding region: 1-474 (157 amino acids)
Source: RefSeq, a predicted model, not a curated record
AUGUCAUCUUCAUCAGAAGAUGAACAACCUAAAACCAAAGAAACCACACCUAAACCUGACGAUCCCCUUUUGAACCCAAGAAAUCCUUAUUAUCUCCACCCUGGAGAAAACCCAGGUGCUACCCUUGUCUCUCCUCCUCUAGAUGACAACAACUAUCACAACUGGAGCAAAUCGAUGCGUCGCGCAUUGACAUCAAAGAACAAAUUAUCUUUCAUCAAUGGUGCUUUACCAAGACCCUCAUCCAAGAACCCUGACUUUGAGCUUUGGGAUCAUGCCAAUAGUAUGGUUCUAUCAUGGAUUACACGCACUCUUUCUCCUCACAUUACUCAGAGCGCUAUAUGCUUUGAUUCUGCGUACGAUCUCUGGGAAGACCUCAAGGACCGCUUCAUGAAAGGCAACCAUUUUCGAUUCUCCGAUCUAUCACGUGAUCUACAUUCCAUUCAACAAGGAGAUCUUCGUACUUCACAGAUCUGA